ACUGUAAAUAUUGUCAGCUGUCUUGACAGUUCAAAAUUGCAUUAUUAUUGUCAACAUGUUUACAUCAAGGAAGUGCAGCUGAAAAACACAAUACAAAUAUCACUUUGAGAUGGAUCGGCAAUUAAACGGUCAAACAAUCUCCACUGAAGAAGCAUGGAUCAAAAAUGAGCCGACCGACAGCGAAUCCACUGAAUUUUUCUACAUAAACUCUGAAUAUGGUACCUCUAUCGUCAAAGCUGAACCAGCAGCUACAAUUUUGUCAACCGCUGAAGAAGCAGCGGAAACUAUCAACAUCAAAUCGGAAAUUGAGGAUAACCAAUUCCAACCAGCGAAUAACUGUAUAACAAACACUCCAACAAUCGCUAAAAGGCGUGGCAAAAGACCUGGACAAAUCAUUCAAAAGUCCUACGAUUGCGAUCAGUGUGAAAAAAGUUUCCCAAAAGAGUACGGCCUCAAAAGACAUCAACGUUCCCAUUCCGGUAUCAAGCAGUUUGAGUGCGACGAAUGUGGCAUGAAAUUUGCACAAAAGUGUCACAUAAAACCGCAUAAACUGAUACACAGCGGCGAAAAGAAGAUGUUCAGUUGCACUGAAUGUCCGUCGGUAUUUGCUACAAGAAUGACCUGUUCUAUUCACAUUUUGUCACACGAGAGAGCCAAUAAUGGUGAUGAUACAAAACGAUUUUCCUGUGACGAAUGCGGUAACGGAUUUGAUCGAAAGGACAGUCUGCUCAGACAUUUGCGUUUGCAUUUUGGUCUGCCGAUUACGAACAAACCGCCGACGCAUAAAAUCGAGAAAAAGCUGUUUCCAUGUGACGAAUGUGGAAAGAUUUUCGAUAGGAAGGAUAGUCAUCGCAAUCAUUUACUUCUUCAUUCAGGUAUAAAGCCCUUUGAGUGUGACGAAUGCGGCGCCAGAUUCAUAAAGAAAUUCUACGUCCAACGACACAAACUAACUACGCACCGUGGCGUCAAACCUCCUCGUUCUAAAGUUUGCGAUGAAUGUGGAGCAAGUUUUACAUCGACAUUCAACUUGAACAGACAUAAAUUGACUUACUAAGUUAACGAACAGACGACAGGCGACGUACAUACAUCGACGAAUCUUUAUUAUUGCAUAAAAGCGGUAUAAUGCAAUAGGACGAAAGGUCUCAAUUGGCAUUCUGGAAUUUUCAACUGAGAUAAACCAUCGAAACGCUGAGAGAGACAGUUGUCGAUGUUUUGUGAUAAUUGACGAAAUUGAAUGUUAUGGCUAAUCGAUGCGUUUAAAUAAAAGGAAAAUCGAAACAAUUCGAGA
Molecule: messenger RNA, 1288 nt
Organism: Bradysia coprophila
Lineage: Eukaryota; Metazoa; Arthropoda; Insecta; Diptera; Sciaridae
Biological process (GO): regulation of transcription by RNA polymerase II
Molecular function (GO): DNA-binding transcription factor activity; RNA polymerase II cis-regulatory region sequence-specific DNA binding
Source: RefSeq, a predicted model, not a curated record